Pezoporus flaviventris is the source of this 1055-nucleotide messenger RNA. RefSeq lists its product as uncharacterized. The record is from RefSeq and is a predicted model, not a curated record. NCBI's taxonomy places the organism in Eukaryota, Metazoa, Chordata, Aves, Psittaciformes, Psittacidae. Bases 18 to 647 code for a protein of 209 amino acids. The transcript is spliced from 2 exons.
CACUGAGUCCUGACUAAAUGGGUCUCAGCAGAAAUGUUCUCAAAUGGAGAAUGAGGGACUUUGCUGCCAACUUUUGCUACGUCAGAACCAUGGAGUUCAAUGCAGAGAUGCCCUGGUGCUUUCUUCCUUUCUUCCAGCGCUCCGUGCCACCUCACACGCCUGCUCCCCAGCUCCAUGAUGGCUUCUACGCUCUGGGGCAGCUGGACAAGCAGAACCAGCUCUCCGCUCUUCAGGCUGAAGAUGGCAGCUACAGGAAACCAUGCAGAGGGGCCACGCUGCAGGGGGAGGCAGGAAAUCUGAGCCUGGGCUGUGGGCUCCAAUGGAGCUGGCGGAGGACGGAAGGCCCCCAGCUGCACACAGCUCCCGGUGGGGACAGUGUCAAUAGGCAGGGAAAACCUCUUUCAGAAACGUGGAUGCAGCUCCUCCACCGCUGGCCCCUUGGCUGCAGUGGAACAGAAGUACCAUCACAGUCCCAACACCAUCUGACCUCACUGUGGUUUCUGCAUAGGGUAAGGAGAAGCAGCACUAAAAAACCCAAACCCUGUGAGACUGCACCUUGUGCCCUGUCCCAAGGAGGGAAGCGGCCUUUGCAGCGAGUGUUGAACAAACCUUGUUGCCAGCCAAGCUUCCACCUCUGCUGUGGCUGAGACCCCUCUUGGUUACCCAGACACAUGCAACAGGAGCCACCUGCUUUUAGACACAAAAACCAUUAAAGAGGCAAUAAGGAGACACUAAGGUUCCAAACAGCACGUAUGCACCAAGUCAUCUAAGCCCUUGUAGGGCACUUAAGAUACACAGAAAAUGUAUGGGCUGAACAGACAAGGAGUCAGACCAGAAGGAAAUAGCUGGGGUUUAACCACUAUAGUAAACUGAUGAAGAGCCACAGCAAAAAUUGCUUCUAGAAAGGAUUUAAACACACAGAAAUAGCUGCAGGUCACUCAGACGGGAGAAUGGGUGAGAACUACAUGAAUGAAGGCAGAGAAAACCACUUCAGACAACAGUGAUGAGAAAGGUGCCAGCGUGAGCCAAGCAGAGGUGGUGCAGAGACUGCAUGA